CACUGCUGCGUCUGCGGCCAGAGCGGGGCCACCAUCCUGUGCUGCAAAGAAGGCUGCGACAGAUGGUUCCACCUGCCCUGUGCCAAGGAGGGCGGCUGUGUGACACAGUACAUUGUUCCAUUUAGGGCCUACUGCCCUGAGCACCGUCCAAAGCAGGACGUGCAGGUGACUCCAGAGCCGGGCACCGAAUGCCCCAUCUGCAUGGAGCCAGUGGAGGACAGGAAGACGUUCAACACCAUCGUGUGCCCGGCGUGCAAAAGAGCCUGGUUCCACAGGGACUGCCUCCAGGUGGGAGCCAUGCCCUCAGGCCUGGGACACAGCAGGUGCUCAGCAGCAUUCGUCCUUCUGCUGCCCCCUCUGCAGAGACCACUGCCAACAUGGGAGGACAACAAUGCCUUUGCAGAUCUAGGAGAGAGGCACAACACGUGCAAUGCCAGGGAAUGCCUUUACCCAGGAGGCAGGGAGGAGGCAGAGGAAGAGGGGCCCUGGAAGCUGCUCCUGUGCUCCUCCUGUGCUGCCGAGGGCACCCACAGGCGCUGCUCUGGCCUGACA
This is a messenger RNA of Cyanistes caeruleus (blue tit), 552 nucleotides long. Lineage: Eukaryota; Metazoa; Chordata; Aves; Passeriformes; Paridae. The record is from RefSeq and is a predicted model, not a curated record.